GCGUUUUCACUCUCCCUUCUUCUCCAUAGGAUCAUGGGAGACCACCUGGACCUUCUCUUAAGAAUGGUGCUCAUGGCCAGUCCCGCGCUUGGAAUUUCUUCCUGCUUCUUCGAUGGUUGGAGAGCCUUAUAUCGUUUCUGCAACCUCACCCAAGUCCCCCAAGUCCCCAGCACCACCAAGAGCCUCCUGCUCAGCUUCAACUACAUCAGGACAGUCACAACCGCGUCCUUCCCCUUCCUGGAGCAGCUGCAGCUGCUGGAGCUCGGGACUCAGUUUACCCCCUUGACCAUUGACAAAGAAGCCUUCCAAAACCUGCCCAAUCUCAGAAUCUUGGACCUGGGCAAAAGUCAGAUAGACUUCUUGCACCCAGAUGCUUUUCAGGAACUGCCCCAUCUCUCUGAACUUCGACUGUUUUACUGUGGUCUCUCCAGUGCUGUAUUAAAAGAUGGCUAUUUCAGAAACUUGGGGUCUUUGACUCACUUGGACCUAUCCAAAAAUCGGAUUCAGAGUCUUUACCUUCAUCCUUCAUUCGGGGAAUUGAAUUCCUUGAAGUCCAUCGAUCUUUCCCUCAACCAAAUAACCACUGUAUGUGAGCACGAGCUCAAACCCCUCCAGGGAAAAACACUCUCCUUUUUAAGCCUUGCUGAUAAUAACCUGUACAACAGGGUCUCAGUGGACUGGGGGAAAUGUCUGAACCCAUUCAGAAACAUGGUCCUGGAAACCCUAGAUGUUUCUGGCAAUGGCUGGGCAGUGGACGUCACAAGAAACUUCAGCAAUGCCAUCAAUGGAAGCCAGAUUUUCUCUUUGGUUCUUACCUAUCACGUGAUGGGUCCUGGGUUUGGCUUCACUAACAUCAAAGAUCCUGACCAGCACACCUUUGCUGGUCUGGCCAGAAGCUCAGUGAUACAGCUGGACCUUUCACAUGGGUUUAUCUUCUCCCUGAACUUCCAACUCUUUGAGACGCUCAAGGAGUUGAAGAUUCUGAACCUCGCCUACAACAAGAUAAACAAUAUUGCAGGCAAAGCAUUUUAUGGACUCGACAACCUCCAAGUUCUCAAUAUAUCACAUAACCUUCUGGGGGAAUUGUAUAGUUCUAAUUUCUAUGGACUACCUAAGGUAGCCUAUAUUGAUCUGCAAAAGAAUCACAUCGGGAUCAUUCAGGACCAAACAUUCAGAUUCCUGGAGAAAUUAAACACCUUGGAUCUCCGGGAUAAUGCUCUUAAAACUAUUUCUUUUCUUCCGAGCAUACCUAAUAUCUUCUUGAGUGGCAAUAAACUGGCUACUUUGCCGAACACCGCACUUACAGCUAACUUCAUCACCUUAUCAGAGAAUAGGCUGGAAAAUCUGGAUAAUCUCUACUUCCUUCUCCAGGUACCUCAUCUCCGGAUUCUCAUUUUAAAUCAAAAUCGCUUUUCCUUUUGUAACCAAGACCAUGCCCCUUCAGAGAGCCACAGCUUAGAAGAGCUUUUCCUUGAAGAAAAUAUGUUGCAGCUUGCCUGGGGAGCCGGGUUCUGCUGGGAUGUUUUUAAGGGGCUUUCGCAUCUCCGAGUCCUGUAUUUGAAUAGAAACUACCUGAAUUUCCUUCCACCAGGAGUAUUUCGUCAUCUGAUUGCACUGAGGGGACUCAGCCUCAAGGACAACAGCCUGACCGUUCUUUUUCCUGGCGACUUACCUGCUAAUUUAGAGGUCCUGGAUUUAUCCAGAAACCAGCUCCUCUCUCCUGAUCCUGAUUUAUUUGCAUCGCUGAGUGCCGUGGACAUAACUCAUAACAAGUUCAUCUGUGAGUGCGAACUUAGCACUUUUAUCAGUUGGCUCAAUCAAACCAACGUCACAAUAUUUGGCUCUCCGGCAGACAUAUACUGCAUGUACCCGAGCUCCAUGGCUGGGACUUCCCUCUACUCUCUUUCCACGGAAGAUUGUGAUGAAGAGGAAGUUUUAAAGUCCCUAAAGUUUUCCCUUUUCAUCUUCUUCACUGUCACUUUGACUCUGUUCCUCGUGACCAUCCUCAUCGUUACGAAGUUUCGGGGGUUUUUUUUCAUCUGUUAUAAGAAAGCCCAGAGACUGGUGUUCAAGGACCCCAUCAAGGGAAGAGAAUCAGAGACGUACAAAUACGAUGCCUAUUUGUGCUUCAGUAGCAAAGACUUUGAAUGGGUGCAGAAUGCUUUGCUGAAACACCUAGAUGCCCAGUACAGCGACCAAAACAGAUUUAACCUGUGCUUUGAAGAGAGAGACUUUUUGCCCGGGGAAACCCGCAUCACCAACAUCCAGGAUGCCCUGUGCAACAGCAGAAAGGUUGUCUGUCUCGUGAGCAGACACUUCCUUAGAGACGGGUGGUGCCUCGAAGCCUUCAGUUACGCCCAGAGCAUGUGCUUAGCUGACCUCAGUGGCGCCCUCAUCCUGGUGGUGGUGGGGUCCCUGUCCCAGUACCAGCUGAUGAAGCAUCGCUCCAUCAGAGGAUUCGUCCAGAAACAGCGGUACUUGAGGUGGCCUGAGGAUCUCCAGGAUGUUGGCUGGUUUCUCAACAAACUCUCUCAGUGCAUUCUAAAGAAAGAAAAGGAAAGGAAGAAAGACAAUGACAUUCAGCUGCAAAGUGUAACAACCAUUUCCUAG
Molecule: messenger RNA, 2610 nt
Organism: Eubalaena glacialis (North Atlantic right whale)
Lineage: Eukaryota; Metazoa; Chordata; Mammalia; Artiodactyla; Balaenidae
Gene: TLR5
Product: toll like receptor 5
Exons: 1
Coding region: 34-2610 (858 amino acids)
Biological process (GO): inflammatory response; toll-like receptor signaling pathway; immune response
Cellular component (GO): membrane
Molecular function (GO): transmembrane signaling receptor activity; protein binding
Source: RefSeq, a predicted model, not a curated record